Marchantia polymorpha subsp. ruderalis is the source of this 2861-nucleotide messenger RNA. The record is from the annotation of a GenBank genome assembly. Lineage: Eukaryota; Viridiplantae; Streptophyta; Marchantiopsida; Marchantiales; Marchantiaceae.
AUAUGAGAGAGGAGGGGACUGCAAUCUCCAAGCCAGCGAUCGAACCUGUCACUUGACAGUCAGUUGAACUCAGAGUAUUCUUCGUGUUUCCUUGCACGAAUAAUAUUUCGCAAAGAUGUACACAGUCAUGGGCUCGUCAAGCAGGCUGUCCUAUGGGUUCGUGCUGCUUCUGGUGUGUUGUUGUUCCUUGUCCGUAGCUCACAAACAUCCUCUGGAUCCUCUGAGUGUUGGCGAACAUCUGGCCGUGAGAUCUAUUCUCGCCAACUCCUCGCUGUGGUGCUCGACGUCAACUGCAGACUGCAACGUCAUCGCUUCAUUGGAGGUUGACGAGCCUGAAAAGGCAGAUGUGAAGGCAUGGGCGCCGGGGAAGAAACUCCCUCCUCGUAAAGCUGUCGUUGUGACAAGGCUGGACAAAGUCGUCCGAAAGAUCAUUGUCAACCUCGACACUGAGGAGAUUGAGUCGAGUGAAGUUUACGAGGGAUACGGUGGAACAGCACUGAACCGAUACGAAGUGGGCUUGCUAGCCUCGAUUGUUUCGAAAUAUGAACCUUUUCUCCAGAGCCUGAUCACGAGAGGAUUGAAUCUCCAGCAAGUAAACUAUUUACCCUUGAGUCCAGGCUGGUACGGUGUGCCUGAUGAUGAAGGGAAACGCAUUGUCACCGUGCAAGUGUUUUACAGCAACGGCACCGAGAAUUUCUACAUGCGACCUAUUGCUGGUAUCUCUGUGCAGGUCGACGUCGAUGAGCAACGGGUGCACAAGUUCAGCGACAAUUGGCAAGGUGUUCCAAUUCCAGGGAGCCAGAAUACUGAUUACAAAUUGGAAGCUCAGUACCCUUUGUUGCCCCCCUUGAAAAUCAUAUCGAUCGAGCAGCCAAAUGGACCCAGCUUCACCAUCGACGGAUACCAGAUUCAGUGGGGUGACAUCUGGCGAUUUCAUUUGAAGAUGGACAGUCGCGCAGGAACUGUCAUUUCGAUGGCUGAAGUGUCCGAUGGGGACGAGACGAAAGUCUGGAGAAGCGUUAUGUACAAGGGCUUCGUAUCAGAGAUGUUCGUGCCAUACCAGGACCCUACCGAUGACUGGUACUUCAAAACUUACUUGGACGCAGGCGAGUAUGGGCUCGGAGCUGUUUCGUCAGCCCUCCAGCCGCUCAACGACUGCCCUCGACAUGCUUACUUCCUGGACGCCGUCCUCUCCACACCUUCGGGCGUGCCCAUGAUUAAACGCAACGCCAUCUGCAUAUUCGAGCGCUACGCAGGAGAUGUCGCAUGGCGCCACACGGAGACUUUCGCUAUCGACGGCAAAACGGUGACGGAGGUGAGGCCCAAGGUGACUCUGGUCGUGAGAAUGGUGACCACGGUGGGCAACUACGACUACCUCCUCGACUGGGAGUUCCAAACUGACGGUCUGAUCCGCGCCACGGCGGGGUUGACCGGCAUGGUCAUGCCGAGGGGGACCAAGACCACAGUCGUGGAGAACGGGAAAGGUGCUGACGGCGAGGAGCUGCAUGGCAAUCUGAUAUCGGAGAACGUUGUCGGCGUGACCCACGAUCACUUCCUGACUUACUAUCUGGAUCUCGACGUCGAUGGCUCCGAGAAUUCCUUCGUCGAAUCGAAGAUGAAAACUCACCACAUCACACCCAAUUCCGGCGUUCCCAGGAAGAGCUAUUGGGAUGUGGAGAAACAUGUUGCCCAAACUGAAGCAGAUGCUAGGAUCAAGCUUAGCUUAGUAGCGCCUUCAGAGUUUGCGGUGAUCAACUCCAAGAAAACCACAAGGUUGGGCAAUGACAUCAGUUACCGAUUGGUACCAGGCGGUACUGCGGCAAGUUUGUUAGAUUCAGCUGAUUUCCCAGCACUGCGCGGUGCUUUCAUCAAUAACCAGAUCUGGGUCACCCAAUACCAUAAGGACGAGAAAUAUGCCGGUGGUCAGUACACUUAUCAAAGUCACGGUGAUGACACGCUAGCAGUUUGGUCUAGCAGGAACCGCAAGAUUGUAAACGAGGACAUUGUUCUAUGGUACACCUUGGGUUUUCAUCAUGUCCCAGUACAGGAAGACUUUCCAAUUAUGCCUACGGUAACAGGAGGCUUCGAGCUCAAGCCGGCCAAUUUCUUUGAGCACAAUCCUAUUCUGAAAACGAAGCCUAAUACAGCAAGUGAGUUCGCAAACGUGUUUUCUUCCUAUCUACCCAGAGUUGAGAGGUCAAUCAACGCGUAAACCGUAACCAAGGACCCACAAGAACCGCAGACAGCAGAGGAAGGGGUAAGUCGUAAACUCGAAUCGGAAUCUCUGCUCACUUGCACCAGUUUCCUACAUUCCAAAUGCCAUUGCUCAGGAGACUGGACCAGAGAGGAAAGCCCUAUCUCGUAGACAAGGCUACGAGAAACACUUUCAUAGCUUGCAUUAUUACACUCGCUGAAACGACAGUACAGUUCGUACAGAUAGAACCAUAUCUCAUGGUUCUCUAACACAUAAGGAAUAUGUGGACUCCCCGAUGUCUCGUGUUACAGUCUGUAUACUGUAAUCGGAAUCGGUCAUUGAUCGGCCCCUACCCUUCAAGGGUACCCCACAAAUAUCUCACUUAUUAGUUCCAGAGACUUGACUGAGUAUGUACAGUGGUUGUAUAUAUGUACCUAGAGAAAUUAGUGAACUUGUACGACGCAGGUUACGUGUACAUGGAUACAACUAACCCAGAUUAGAAUGCAGUACCAUCUCAGUACGCAGUAGAUAAUAGUAUCAGGUGUAGAAGACGAAUGAUGAUCGAUACACGAUCUGUGCUCGCUAUCUAUCUCAUGAUGAUCCAGGAUGAGCUCCAAUGCUUCGGGGCUUUACAUGUCAGUAAAGAACAUAAAGCUUCCUUGUACAC